Molecule: messenger RNA, 789 nt
Organism: Effrenium voratum
Lineage: Eukaryota; Dinophyceae; Suessiales; Symbiodiniaceae
Source: the annotation of a GenBank genome assembly
AUGUCACUGAGGCAGGACUGGUUCAAGGACACACCGCUGAUCUCCUGGCUGAUGGAGAUUAUUGUGGCCAUGGAUGGCGCGCCCCAGGGGGAGGCCAGCUGGUUCUCCUUGAGCUGCCUCAUGCAGCCGCCGAGUCCUUCGUGGCUUGCAGAGGCCAAGCACCACGAGUUCUCGGAAGCAGUGCGACCUGCACAAGAUUCGCUGGCCGCCUACCAGCACCUGAACACAGCCUUCGUUGUGCUGUCCUGGAACUGUUUGCCUUUUCUGGUCGUGGCAUCCUCCGCGGUGUUCUGCUUCGUGGUUCUGGAUCGCUUCAUGAGGUCUCGGAAGCACGUUUGGCCUGACGCGCUAGACUUUUAUGCCAAGGUGAGCCUCUUCGGAGCUCAGGUGCUGGAGUUCUGGGAUGAGGCAAGUCGUGUCUUCUACGUCCAGCUUUACCAGCGUCGGCUGCUAGGGCUCUUCGGACCUUUGAGCUAUGCCUUGUCCUUCAGUUCUGGGCAACUUCACUUCAUCCGGCUCUGGACCUUCUGGCAGGAUCAUGCGCCAGCCGGGGCCCCAGGUAUUUCAUCUCAUGUACUUCGCGGUGGCGCGCAGGAACUUCCGCACCCUGACCUGCGUCGUCCUGGGCGAGGAUGCGGUCUUGAUGAAGCAGGGCGCGGUAGCUUGCCGCCUGGAGGAUCCUUUGCUGGCCGCCUCGUUGACGCUAGGCGCCUUGUGGGCCGUGGUGUACCCUUCAGCCGUGGGGCCUCUUCAGAGACAACGAGGAAUUGGGGAAACCAUCGGUGCUGA